AGGUCCCAGAGUGCAAUGCGUUUCCUUGAGUCCAGCGGCUUUCAGGGACUGCAUGUCCCAGCAUGCAGUUCGGCUUACAGCCUUCCAACACGUCCGGGAGCCGUAGCCAAGGUGGAACUUGGUAUGAGAGGCUUUGUAGUCGGCAUCGGCCACGUUGCUUCCCGGGCGAGACUGGUGUUUGAAGAUGAUGUAGGAAAGAAGGUGCCUUCUGUUCCAGAAAGCCUUUUAAAAAAGCGAAAGGCUUUUGCAGAUAUAAAGGCCAAGCGUCUGAAGAGGCUAGUGAUUCAAAAGAAGCUUCGUAAAGCACAAAGAAAACUCAUUUAUGCAAGAGCUCAGGCCUAUCACAAGGAGUACAGGCAAAUGUACAGAAGUGAGAUUCGUAUGGCUGAUCAGAAUCAGAGGGCAGGGAGCUCUUACAGCCCCUUCCACCCUUCCAUGUCUUUUUUUACACUUUACAGUAUCAAUGGAGUUAGCCCCAAGGUCCGUAAGGUAUUGCAGCUUCUUCGCCUACGUCAGAUUUUCAAUGGCACAUUUGUAAAACUCAACAAGGCUUCAAUUAACAUGCUGCGGAUUGUUGAACCCUACAUAGCAUGGGGUUACCCCAAUCUGAAAUCUGUGCAUGAACUGAUCUACAAGCGUGGUUACGGCAAGAUCAACAAGCAGCGCGUUGCUCUGACUGACAAUUCUCUGAUUCAGCGGUGUCUUGAGAAAUAUGGCAUCAUCUGCAUGGAAGAUGUGGUCCAUGAGAUCUACACUGUUGGAAAGAACUUCAAAGUGGUGAACAACUUUCUUUGGCCCUUCAAGUUAUCGUCUCCUCGAGGUGGAAUGAAAAAGAAAACUAUCCACUUUGUGGAAGGUGGAGAUGCUGGCAACAGGGAAGAUCAGAUUAACAGACUCAUAAGGAGAAUGAACUAAUGGUGCCCAGCAAGUGGACUUCCCUACUCUUGUCUGUUAAUAAAAAAAAAAUGUGCACAACA
Molecule: messenger RNA, 977 nt
Organism: Pelodiscus sinensis (Chinese soft-shelled turtle)
Lineage: Eukaryota; Metazoa; Chordata; Testudines; Trionychidae
Source: RefSeq, a predicted model, not a curated record